UUGCUGCACCUUCCUCUGUAUUCUUUAUCUUUAUUUUUCUCUCUCUAUAUCUUAACUUCAAUCCUAAGUAUGAUUUAUGAUCCAACCCUCUUCUUUAAAUGAACACAAUUAGUUUUUGAGUUACUCCCUCUCCUCCACCCCACAACAUAAGAAACAUCAUAUAUUUUUCUACCUCAUCAAACGUUAAAAUGACAUAAUUAGCACACACACUGAGGUAACAUUUUCACGCUAUAUAGAGACAGUGACCUCUUCAGAACUUGCUCACAAUAGUGCUGUUCCUCCAAACCCAAGUAACAUUGGCAUUCCCAAUUCCCACUGUCCUCGCUCUCCCAGCACAAACUAACAAAUGGGUCGCCAUUCCUGUUGUGUGAAGCAAAAGUUGAGGAAAGGUUUAUGGUCCCCUGAAGAAGAUGAGAAGCUCUUCAAUCACAUAACCAGAUUUGGUGUUGGUUGCUGGAGUUCUGUUCCCAAACAAGCUGGACUGCAAAGAUGUGGAAAGAGUUGCAGGUUGAGAUGGAUAAACUACUUGAGGCCUGAUUUGAAGAGAGGCAUGUUCUCACAGCAAGAGGAGGAUCUUAUAAUCAAUCUUCAUGAAGUCCUUGGAAACAGGUGGGCUCAGAUAGCAGCACAGUUACCAGGGAGAACAGAUAAUGAGAUUAAGAAUUUCUGGAAUUCAUGUUUGAAGAAGAAGCUAAUGAAGCAAGGGAUUGAUCCAACUACACACAAGCCUCUCACUGAUGCUCAUGUUAAAGAAGAGAGCAAAAGUCCAGACACAACACCUAUGCAGAUACCAAUGUCUCAAGGGACUUUAGCUACCUCAACCUUUGGCUCAUCACUUGUAAUAAGCGAUUCAAAUCACUAUGAUGGUGUUCUAACAGAAGCUUCAAGGGAACUUUUCAUGAGCAAGUCAGCAUUGGACUCUUUGUCCUACUAUGAUUUCCAAAUUGGUGGUUCUGUGCAGAGUGGUUAUAAUAACUUACCCUUCACUCAUUAUCAGAGUUUUGGUCCCAGUUCAAGCCAUGGAUUCUCUUCAAUGCCAAGCCUAACCCAGUCAGAUCACGGGAACAUGUCGUCCGUGGUGACCGAGUUUUCUAACAACAAUUCAGCUUCCAAAAUCAGUUCCUUGUUCAUGAAUGAUCAGGUGAAAGAAAGUUCCAGCAUUAGCUCAAACAUGAGCACUAUUUAUCCAGGAGGGUCUCACUCUCAAAUGAGGAGCUUAAUGGAAAAUGCAGGAUUCUCUUGGGACAAUGGAGACAACAAAUUGGACCCUUUGUUUCAGUUCCAAGUCAAUGGCAUAAAAUCUGAGGAUUUCAGGACAAGUUCAUGGGAAGAAGGGCAGCUGCAGAAUCAAAACUCAAUAGACUUCACUAGCUGUCCAUUAACAUCACUGUCAGAGGAUCUAACAGAAGCAAAUUUUGAUGUGUUUCAGCAUAUAUGAACUGUAAAAAAUCUUUCUUUCUUUUUUUCUUUUGAUUUUUUUGAACUCUUUCUGUCGUUAAAAAAAAACAAGGUAGGAAAGAUAGAAAGAUGUUGAUAGUACAGGAGAUUUCUAGAUUAUGAUUUGAGAUGAUAUUGAUACCAUUAUACCCCCCUCCCCAGCAUUUACUUUUCCUAUUGAUGAUAAAUCUGUUUUUAUCAGCAAAAGUUUGAAUAACAAUAUAUUCUUGAAGGUUGAUGAUUGAAA
This is a messenger RNA of Lotus japonicus, 1684 nucleotides long. RefSeq names its product transcription factor MYB4-like. Bases 347 to 1438 code for a protein of 363 amino acids. The record is from RefSeq and is a predicted model, not a curated record. The transcript has 3 exons. Lineage: Eukaryota; Viridiplantae; Streptophyta; Magnoliopsida; Fabales; Fabaceae. Gene Ontology annotation, biological process: regulation of stomatal movement.